Molecule: messenger RNA, 1152 nt
Organism: Mercenaria mercenaria
Lineage: Eukaryota; Metazoa; Mollusca; Bivalvia; Venerida; Veneridae
Product: sushi, von Willebrand factor type A, EGF and pentraxin domain-containing protein 1-like
Exons: 6
Coding region: 10-1152 (380 amino acids)
Source: RefSeq, a predicted model, not a curated record
CAUGUAAUAAUGUUUUACAUUUUAAUUUUUGUUGUUUCGGGAAUACAUGGUUUUCAGUUUCAAAAGAAUGAUUUGCGUAUCAAAUAUGAAGUGUCUAGCUUCAAAACCUGUGCAGUUAUUCCGAACAGUUUAAUACUAUCAUUGGUACCAAGUGUAUCUUUAAACGACUGCGUGUGGCAUUGCGCAUUUAGGUCGACCUGUACGGGUCUUAAUUACAAGAAAAAGUUUCCACUUUGUGAACUUUAUACCGGAAAUGAGGUGCAGGAAAAGUUGGGAAACUGUGUAUACAUCAAACGCAGAGAUAUCGAAGUUGAACAUUCUCAAUGUGACCUAGAAACUAACGGUGGGAUGACAUGUGACAUACCGGGAUCAAAUACUGUCAAAGAAUGUCCUUAUCCCGAUGUGGCUAACGGAAAACCCAUGGGAAAUGUGUUUUCUAUAGGCAGUAAACAAACCAUUGAAUGUAACCCUGGGUAUGUUAUUCAUGACACCAAUACAUUGACCUGCCUGGCAAACGGAACGUGGGAAGUCCUUCGAGGGAGUUGGAAAGAAUGUAGCAAGCCUGUUAUACAGAACGCAGAGGUUGAACUAAACAUAUGUACGAAACCUUCCAUGACGCUAGCAACCGUUCGUUGUGACACACACUAUAUAUCUAACAAGACAACAGAUGCUAAAAAUGUCAUCACUGAAGAAACAAUCAGCUGUGACAAAUCUGGGACUUGGAGUCCUAGCAUCGAUUGUAUCGUCAAUAACAACAUCCAAAAUGUGGCUAUGGAUAAACCAGCAAAUCAGAGCUCAACAUACCAUAAUCACAAUGCACAUUUGGCAACAGAUGGAAUAUGGAACACAGAAAACAGUGAUACUGGAAAAGCAUGCUCUUACACUGAUGUAUAUGUGGAGGACACAACGUGGUGGGAGGUGAACUUAUUACAAGCAUAUUCUAUCCGGCAGCUGAAGAUUUUAAACAGAGACAGUGAAUGUCCUUAUCCCGAUGUGGCUAACGGAAAAUCUUCGGGAAAUGAGUUUUCUAUAGGCAGUAAACAAACCAUUGAAUGUAACCCUGGGUACGUUAUUCAUGACACCAAUGAAUUGAAGUGCUUGGAAAAUGGAACGUGGGAAGUCAUCAGAGGGAGCUGGAAAGGUGAGAAGUAA